Molecule: messenger RNA, 2169 nt
Organism: Dioscorea cayenensis subsp. rotundata (Guinea yam)
Lineage: Eukaryota; Viridiplantae; Streptophyta; Magnoliopsida; Dioscoreales; Dioscoreaceae
Product: pentatricopeptide repeat-containing protein At5g04780, mitochondrial
Exons: 3
Coding region: 1-1800 (599 amino acids)
Biological process (GO): RNA modification
Molecular function (GO): RNA binding; zinc ion binding; protein binding
Source: RefSeq, a predicted model, not a curated record
AUGAGAAUUGGGUCUGCAGUGCAGGCACUAAGCUGUUCCCUUAGAAACUUCAGUGAUCAUGCCAACUAUAACUACAAAAGUUUGCAAACUCUUCUGCAAAUGUGUGCAAAAAACAAGCAUAUUAAUGCAGGAAAGUGUUGCCAUGCAUUAGCUAUACAUGCUGACUUGUUAGCUGACACCCUCAUUUGUAACAUGCUUAUCAAUGUAUACUCUAAAUGUGGUCUUGUGCAAUAUGCUCGUUAUGUAUUUGAUAGAAUGCCUGAAAGAACUGUGGUGUCAUGGAAUACCAUGAUUGCUGCACAUAACCAUCAGUGGCAGGAUACUGAGGCUUUGGAGCUUUUUAUGGAGAUGUGUCGUGAUGGUACUUCUUUGGUUACCAAGUUUACUCUGUCGAGUGUUCUUUGUGCUUGCGCUGCUAAAGGUGCUAUUUUGGAGAGCAGGCAGUUGCAUGCUUUGGCUGUUAAGAUUGCAGUGGAUUCCAAUGUUUAUGUUGGGACUGCAUUGCUUGAUGUGUAUGGGAAAUGCGGUAUGAUUGAUGAUGCUUGCUGGGCUUUUGAAAGCAUGCCGGAGAAGUCUUCGGUCACUUGGAGUUCUAUGAUUGCUGGUUGUGUGCAGAAUGAUCUUCAUGAGGAAGCAUUGCUGUUUUUUCGCAAGGCUCAGGUGUUGGGAGUGGAAUGCACACAGUUUACACUUUCUGCUGUUCUCAGUGCUUGUGCAAGCCUGGCAGUAACAAUUGAAGGUGUGCAAUUGCAUGCUAUAUUGAUAAAAGUUGGCUUUAGAUCAGAUAUGUAUGUUAGGACCUCACUCAUUGAUGUCUACUCGAGAUGUGGCUGCAUAGCUGAAGCUUACUUGGUAUUCACUGAUAUGGAGGAGAAAAGCAUUGUCUUGUGGAAUGCAAUGAUUGCAGGCUUCUCAAGACAUGCUUGUGUCAACGAGGCUAUGAUACUCUUUGAGAAGAUGCAACAGAAAGGUGUUUGUCCAAAUGAAGUUACUUAUAUUUCCUUGCUUUCUGCAUGCAGUCAUGUUGGUUCAGUGGAAAGCGGUCGCCGAUAUUUUGAUCAAAUGUUGAAGGAUGAGAAUGUGCAACCCAAUGUUCUUCACUAUUCUUGCAUGGUUGAUGUUCUUGGGAGGUCUGGACAGAUUCAAGAAGCCUGGAGAUUGAUUGAGAACAUGCCUUUCAAGGCCACAGCUGCCAUGUGGGGGUCUCUGCUUGGGGCAUGCAGGACUCAUGGGGAACUCAGACUGGCUAAAGUUGCUGCUGAGCAUCUAUUUGAGAUUGAACCUGAGAAUGCAGGAAACCAUGUUUUGCUGUCAAAUUUAUAUGCUGCAAAUAGGAGAUGGGGAGACGUUGCUAAUGCAAGGAAGCUUUUGAAAGAUAGUGGUGCAAAGAAGGAGAUUGGAAAAAGUUGGAUUGAAGUGAAGAACAGGGUCCAUAUAUUUGUUGUUGGAGACCACAACCAUCCUAGAUUUAGUGAAAUCUAUGCUAAAUUGGAGGAUUUGGAGAAUGAGAUGAAGAAAUUGGCAUAUAAAGUGGAGACUCACAGUGAUCUCCAUGAUGUAGAGGAAGACCAGAAGCAAGAGCUGUUAAGGCACCAUAGUGAGAAGUUGGCACUUGCAUUUGGUCUCAUUAGUUUGCCAUCUGGCUUACCUAUCAGGAUAAAAAAGAACUUACGUAUCUGUAGGGAUUGCCAUUCUUUUAUGAAGUUUGCUUCAAGGAUUUCAGACAGAGAAAUCAUCGUGAGGGACACUAACAGAUUUCAUCAUUUCAGGAGUGGAUCAUGCUCUUGUCGGGACUUUUGAAUUCUGACAAAAUUAUAGGGGAACAUGAUGAGCACUGUCUGAUAAUACUACCGUUGGACAUGUGAGGCUCUUGAUCUAUAUACAUCAUUCUGCUCAUCGAGUUUCUAUGAUAUGCAUGGUUUUCCUCAAUGAGUUUCGAAGUUUUUGAUUUUGUUGAGCACUUGAAACUUGGAGCUUGAGGAACAGUCAUAAAAGUUUGCACUAAGCUUAAAAAUUCAAACAUUGACGAUCAGAUGCCAGAGCAGACAGAUUCAUCAAACUAACUGCAAGAAAUACUAACAAUUCCUUGCAAGAGUCCUGCUGCAUGGAGCUCAUAUACAAGUAGGAAGAAGGCAUUGAAGAGCUGGCAUUAUAAGAAUUAUAGAAUGA